UAGUUGCCACAGAAAAUAUCUGCUUACAAGUCUAAUUCAUAGAAGAUGCAGCUGGACGUCAUGCAGCGAACUGCCCUGUGACAUGCUAAUCUUUUACUGUACGUGGAAAAAUCAUACUACUAAACACAUAAUACUCUCCAGCACCAACACGCUAUUUGUAGUUGGUGAAAGAUGUGUGAGCUCAUGUUCACACUAAAGGAAACAUCAUUAUUCAUCGACCACAAACAGACACUGUUGAGGAUGUGGAGACAAACGUAGAUGAUCACUCAGUUCCUGUUCAGCCUCGAUAAGCUGAGGUCAGACAUUAUUCUGUCAGUCACUUCAGUCUGCGUGAAGAUGAGCGCGAUUAUCUGCAGCUGCCUGUUAGCGUUUGCUCUGAGCUGUAAAGUCACUGCAGCAAUAAAUCAUGAAGUAGUCGAGGAGAAGAGCUCGGUCAUUCUGCGAUGUCCUCACCCUGUGGAGGGUAAAGUGACGUGGAGCAGAGAGAUUAAUGGAAACAAAGUUGACAUAUUUACAGUUGAUGGUGACAGAGAGAUAAGACACAAUGACCCAGGCAGACGAUACAGUUCAUGGGUAGAUAAGUCACUUCACAUUCUCAGAGCUGCUGUAUCAGACGCUGGAAGAUACUUCUGUAAUAAUGAACCAGCUGUGGAUCUGACGGUGCUCCCACCAGGGACAGUCAGACUCACGGCUGCAGAGAGGACCAACGUCACUCUGAAAUGCCCUCCUGAUGUUGGAGGAUCAGCUGUUCCAACAUGGAGCAGAAACUCCAGUGUAAUACGGCAAAAAGGACGUUUUAAUGUUUCACCAGUUGACAAGACGCUGACUAUAACAGACCUGCGGCCUAAAGACUCUGGACUUUACUACUGUGAUGGAAAACCAGCUGCGUAUCUGACUGUGACCAAAGGUAACAAGGCACCACCCAAACCAACCUCAACAACAAGACCAACAACAACAACAUCAACACCAGCAACUACAACAAGACAAACAUCAACACCAACAGAGCCUCGUCCAGCAGCAGCAACAGCACCAUCAACACCACCUGCAAACACUGAUACAACAAAAGAAAAAGCGGCUCCUUACCUGUGGCCGUCUGUUCGUAUGGGGAUUGGGAUACUCUGUUUAAUCAUCAUGACCAGCAUCACUGUCACUACCUGGAGAAAAAGCUCGACAGAAACAGAAAAUGAUCUGUGAUCCUCCAUCACACAGAAACGAGAGGGGUAACAACUGAACCGUCUUCAGCGUCCAUCCUCAUACAGGGCGACAGUCUUUCAGCGUUCAACCCAGUACUAUUAAACAGUACUUCAUAGACGUGCAGGAGUCAUACUAGUUUGUCACCUUUUAAAAUAGCUUUGGCUUUUAUACUUCCUUUGUACUGUGUACUCAGGGGCGGACGUGUAAAUGGAGGGGCGGAGAUGUAAAUAUGAGGGGGGAAUAAAGUAGGAGGAAAGAGAAAUGAGUGUUUGCCGAAACAAGAGGAAUGUAGAAGAAUAGAAAUGUUGGCACAAGAAGCAGCUAAAUGCACAUUUUCUGUGGUGGAAAGGUUGCAGUGGCAGGACCCAGCAGCAGCAGGGACAUGUGCACGAUUAGUAUGCAUUAAGCAUUUAUGUAUAGGCAAAUAUAUUGUAUAUUUUUAUAUUCUCGUGCAUAUGUAGCUGUACAAUCAGAGGCAGGGUCCAGCGGGGGAAGCUGAGCCAGGGAGAGGCCUAUUCAGAGCUUAAGUGUUCCUGCUCAGGCUAGCUUGACCCGGUCUUGUUCAGUGCAGGGGUGACUUGCUCAUACUAACGUAGGAGGCAGGUGUCAAUUUCAAUUUUCUUGAAGGUCUUCAGCAUAAUCUGAUUCUCUUUUUACCACAAAAACAUUGUUAGUGUUAAAUAACUGCAAAAAAAUAAAAAUAAGAGCCUAAAGGGCGCUCGCAUAAAAGGCCUCUCCGUCUUAAAGUCCAGGGCUGAAUUUCAGUCCCAGCACAUCCCUGAGUGUACUGCUUAGCUGCUAAUGUUAGCAUUUCGAAUUUUAACCACAGUGUGAACACAAUUAGGUAAUUACAAUAUUUUGUGUGGUUAUGUUACAAACAUCCCUGUUCAGGACUGAAGACUCUGCUGCUGAGAUCCUUAACUUUUGUAAAAGUGAAACAUUUGUGAACAUGUAAUAAAACAUAAAUGUGA
Molecule: messenger RNA, 2165 nt
Organism: Micropterus salmoides (largemouth bass)
Lineage: Eukaryota; Metazoa; Chordata; Actinopteri; Centrarchiformes; Centrarchidae
Product: salivary glue protein Sgs-3-like
Exons: 6
Coding region: 259-1194 (311 amino acids)
Biological process (GO): response to bacterium
Source: RefSeq, a predicted model, not a curated record